Molecule: messenger RNA, 1617 nt
Organism: Stereum hirsutum FP-91666 SS1
Lineage: Eukaryota; Fungi; Basidiomycota; Agaricomycetes; Russulales; Stereaceae
Exons: 6
Coding region: 1-1446 (481 amino acids)
Source: RefSeq, a predicted model, not a curated record
AUGCUCUACUGGUAUGCCGAUCGUUCGGGUUUGCCUCUCCCACGUCCUGGUAUCCCGCAGUUUUCAUCCGAAUUCAGGUGGCAUCGAAAACAAGAGACGUGGCACGAUCACGAUGCCGCUGACCUCUUCCCUUUCGGUCUCUCCAUCGCCACGCUCGCUCUCGCUAUCAUUAUGUUUAUUCUCGACGUCGGCUUCGAUAAUGCUGUCACCGCGCGACCACCAUUCGAGCUUGGUGUCAGCUGCGUGCUGACCACUUUGUGGACUGCGUUCAACGCCUUCUCAACCUCUCGCUGGGCCAAUAUCCCGACCAACUGCAACGACAUCCCAUCCAGUUACUCCGAUGCACGCACUUGGUGCAAAGAUGUCGGCGCGCUGAAGAUCUUAGUGUGGAUUAAUUGGUCGAUCAUCCUCGCCUGCUUCCUCCUGACCACGACCUACACCCUCCUCCAAUCCCGCACCCACCAGAACCAAAUCUGGCGCAUCCCCCUCUCGCGCUUCCGCCCCGCCCCAAUCAACGACAUGUUCGUCAGCGCCGGCGGCAUCGCAGCCUUCGAUCGUGCCACCCGUGUCGCUCCCCUCUACGGCGGCAAGGAAGGGAACGAAAAAGGCGAAGGCGCAGGCGAGCUGGAGAGGAAAGGUUCUACUGGAUGGUGGGCGAACGGCGGGAGUGGAUUCCGCGGGAGUUUGCAGAGCGCGGUGAGCGGCGGGAAAACGAAGAGCACGAAGGGGAUCCGGCGUGGGAUCCUUCCUGCCGGUUCCGAUACUAACGCAGCCGCUACGACUACAUUGGCGGACGGGAGGAUCAUCGUCGGUGGUCAGGGGGCGGAACAGUUUGCGACGAAUCUGAACCAAACGACCGAUUAUGGUGGUGUCCAGGUCGCUGUGGCGGAUUAUGGGUAUGGGAAUGGGGGUGACGAUCCGUUCGCGAGGUCUCCGAGGUCGAUGGGCGGGAUUGGAGAGGACGGAAGGACGAUUGCGACUGGCAUUACGGAAGUCCCGUUGGGCUCGCCGGUCACUCUUCAACAGAACGCUACCGGUGGAGGUCUUCUGAGUCCAUAUUACACUCCCUCGACGCCAAACGUCGCGGGAAUGGGCUAUGGAGGUUCGGUCGCCGGAUCUGGAUCAGCAAUUGGAGGGGAUGCAGGGUAUCCGAGGUGGAGCGGUAGUGAUGCGUAUAAUGUGCCCAGUCCUGGAAUUGUUGGGAGUGCGAGUGGAUAUCCGAGCAGACAGAGCAAUGCGAAGACGGUGAGCGGGUACGAGGAUGGCUUGUGGAGCGGGAAUGGACUGGGUGAGGUGGUGUGGAAAGGAACGGGGAAGACGCAGCCUUCCGCGGCGGGUCCGUCGGCGUGGCAGCAGCAGGGGAGUGGUGGUAAUGGCGGGGGAAGUCCAGGUGGGGCGGACAGUACGAGUGGGAGUGCGUACAGCGUUGGGAGCUAUUAUCGCUAAGCUGGUGCUGUAACGGCUGACAGUGGCCCUACUUUACUCUUCGAUUUUCGUGUGUAACCGUAUCUAUGAACUCGUUUUCUUGGAUCUUGGGAGUUCGAGCUUCCGAGGCUUAACUGCUGGACCGGGAGUGUACUUAUUCUUAUACAUAUCUUGCUUUGCCUGUAUAUGGCA